GACUGCCUGGUUACGGUCCUGGGAAAGAAAACCCCUGCAUUCCUCCCCUUUAAUUCAGUUUAUUGUUAAAGCGCUGGAGCAGCUAAUCCUCACAGACCUGUAGGAGCUGGAGUAGGAGCACCGGGAGCCCCAUUCCUUCCGAGUCUUCAGCAUCCCCGAAAGCUUCAACUCUGGAGGCGAUGGGUCGAAAGGAAGAAGACUCCAGUUCCUGGAAGAAACAGACCACCAACAUCCGGAAAACCUUCAUCUUCAUGGAAGUGCUGGGAUCAGGAGCUUUUUCAGAAGUUUUCCUCGUGAAGCAAAGGAUGACUGGGAAGCUCUUUGCCCUGAAGUGCAUCAAGAAGUCACCUGCCUUCCGGGACAGCAGCCUGGAGAAUGAGAUUGCUGUGUUGAAAAAGAUCAAGCAUGAAAACAUCGUGACCCUGGAGGACAUCUAUGAGAGCACCACUCACUACUACCUGGUCAUGCAGCUUGUUUCUGGCGGGGAACUCUUUGACCGGAUCCUGGAGCGGGGUGUCUACACAGAGAAGGAUGCCAGCCUGGUGAUCCAGCAGGUCUUGUCAGCAGUGAAAUACCUCCACGAGAAUGGCAUCGUCCACAGAGACUUGAAGCCUGAAAACCUGCUGUACCUAACCCCUGAAGAGAAUUCUAAGAUCAUGAUCACAGACUUUGGUCUGUCCAAGAUGGAACAGAGUGGAGUCAUGUCCACUGCCUGUGGGACCCCGGGCUAUGUGGCUCCGGAAGUGUUGGCACAGAAGCCCUACAGCAAGGCUGUGGAUUGCUGGUCUAUUGGCGUCAUCACUUACAUAUUGUUGUGUGGGUAUCCCCCCUUCUAUGAAGAAACUGAGUCUAAGCUUUUCGAGAAGAUCAAGGAAGGCUACUAUGAAUUUGAAUCUCCAUUCUGGGAUGACAUUUCUGAGUCAGCCAAGGAUUUUAUUUGCCACUUGCUGGAGAAGGACCCGAAUGAACGGUACACCUGUGAGAAGGCCUUGAGGCACCCCUGGAUCAAUGGAAACACAGCCCUCCACCGGGACAUCUACCCAUCAGUCAGUCUCCAGAUCCAGAAGAACUUUGCCAAGAGCAAGUGGAGGCAAGCCUUCAAUGCAGCAGCUGUGGUGCAUCACAUGAGGAAGCUGCACAUGAACUUGCACAGCCCAGGCAUCCACCCAGAGGUGGAGAACAGGCCUCCCGUCACUCAAGCCUCAGAAGCCUCCAGACCCAGCUCCUCUGAGCUCACCAUCACCGAGGCACCUGCCCUGGACCAGAGUGGCGCACUUCCUGCCCUGCCCCGGCUGCCCUGCCAGCACGGCCCCCGGACCGCUGCGCCCGGUGGCAGGUCCCUCAACUGCCUGGUCAAUGGCUCGCUCCGCAUCAGCAGCAGCCUGGUGCCCAUGCAGCAGGGGCCCCUGGCCGCUGGGCCCUGUGGCUGCUGUUCUAGUUGCCUGAGCAUCGGGAGUAAAGAGAGGUCCUCUUACUGCUCCGAACCCACACUCCUCAAAAAAGCUAACAGAAAACAGAACUACAAAUCAGAGGUCAUGGUGCCGGUUAAAGCCAGCGGCAGUUCCCACUGCCGGGCGGGGCAGACUGGAGUCUGUCUCAUCAUGUGAUCCCCGGAGUCCACACCUGUGUCAAUUUUCAGGGGAGUUGUCAUCUCUUCUCUACCCUUCCAAACCCGGCAUCCACCCUGCAGCGGGGAGGAAGGCGGAGCAAGCGGAGCAGGGCCUGGCAGGAGUGGUUUAGGGUCGGAAGCAGCACGCUGCCGCCCGGGGCAGACUCUCACGGAAGGCCCAGCAGUGAGCCCCGAGGCGCGGAGGCCUCGUUGAAGCCGUGGGCAGGAGGGCGGCAUCCACCCGUUUCCAGGUCUCCCUGACCUGCCUGCUC
This is a messenger RNA of Lynx canadensis (Canada lynx), 1881 nucleotides long. It is a transcript of the gene CAMK1G, whose product is annotated as calcium/calmodulin dependent protein kinase IG. Gene Ontology annotation, molecular function: calcium/calmodulin-dependent protein kinase activity; calmodulin binding; ATP binding. Lineage: Eukaryota; Metazoa; Chordata; Mammalia; Carnivora; Felidae. Gene Ontology annotation, biological process: peptidyl-serine phosphorylation. The record is from RefSeq and is a predicted model, not a curated record. Gene Ontology annotation, cellular component: intracellular anatomical structure. The transcript has 13 exons. The coding region runs from base 180 to 1607 and encodes 475 amino acids.